AUGAAUAGACGAAUUUUUUUAAUAUGUGCCUGUCUGCUUACACUAGGAUGUUUUGCUAAGGGUGAUGAAAUGUCACAUAUGGCAGGUAUGGAUAAUUUGGAUGAUUAUACCAGACCUGAUAUAGUUAAUGCAGGAUCUAGAACCUUCCAUUGGUUGUCUACGGUUUUAUUUUUAUUGUUAGUUCCAUCUUUGGCUGCUUGCUUUUCAUUUGCUAAUAAGGUUAAUUCAUCAGUAUUCUUGCAAACUAUCAGUGGUAUUUAUGCAAUUUUUGAAGCAUUAUUGUUUAGAUUUGCUGAUAAUGAUGGUGUUGAAAAUAGAGUAUCAAGAGGUACUGCAUGGACUAUCUUGAUUUUACUAUGGAGUUCUGUUUUCUUUGGAUGUCUUCAUAGCGGUACUGGUGUAUUAUUAAAGAAUAAGAAAUUGCAAACUUUUGUUUCAAAAACUGGUGAAACUAAGAUAAAAUAUCUACAUAGUGGAUUAUCAUUCUUAGUAGUUGUUAAUGGUUGGGUUAAGGUCUGCCUGGCUCCUGUAGCUUUAUUUGGUUUCUGUAGAGAAUCACAUACUGGUCAAUGUAUCGCUCAUGGUGUUAUGGGUUCUGCAUUUGUAUUGUAUGGUUUUAUUUAUGCCAUGGUACUUGUCAUUCCAUGGAUUAGAAACAAUAAAGGUCCAUAUUCUCAAGAUUACAUUGAUAGUUGGAUUAUGUGUAUCUGGGGUAUUGUUAACACUUUCACCGAACACAGAUGGGGACGUGAAGGUUGGAAUCAUGGUGAUUACCAACACACCGCAAUGGGUAUCAUUUGGUGGGCAGGUGGUAUCCUUGGUAUUUUUUUAUCAAGAGGUGGUAGAAGAACAUUUGUUCCAAGUUUAUUAAUCAUCUUUACAGGUUGGGCAAUGUCAGAACAUACCCAACAUUUAAUUAUCAGCACAAAAGUUCAUUAUCUAUUCGGUUUAGUUUUAAUGGCAGGUGGUAGUUUACGUAUAGUUGAAAUUUCAUUCCUCUUAAAAGAUCAAAGGACAUUAGAGACAAUCCAUUCGUUCCAAUACUUACCUCCUUUCUGUCUAGUUUGCGCCGGUGUGUUGUUCAUGGGUGCUAACGAAGAACAAUUAAUCCUAGUAUUAAGAUUACAUGCAGACCACAGUGCCUACAGUCUAGUAGCAAUAGCUGGUGCCUUUAUGGUAUACUUUUGGAUGUUAUCCUGCCUAAGCUUCUAUUUGAGACUGGUCGAGACUCAAAACAAAGGUUUCUUGUCAAGUUACGAACCUGAGGAAGAUGUUAAUUAUGAUAUCAACAGUCCAGAUUUUGAAUUAUCCGAUAAUUUAUCGGAAGAAACAUAA
Molecule: messenger RNA, 1335 nt
Organism: Vanderwaltozyma polyspora DSM 70294
Lineage: Eukaryota; Fungi; Ascomycota; Saccharomycetes; Saccharomycetales; Saccharomycetaceae
Gene: YTP1
Product: Ytp1p
Exons: 1
Coding region: 1-1335 (444 amino acids)
Source: RefSeq, a predicted model, not a curated record